AUGGACAUUGUCAGUUUGGUUCACCAUUAUGGAGCACGUGCACAUACUGAGUUGAACUCCCCGUUUCUGCCUCCACGCGAGUCAUUUUCCGCUCUCCGCAAGCCGGACAAUCCACGGGUGCUGGUGUUUUCUGCAGGGCAUACAGCGGAGUCGGAGUAUUAUAGCCGCUCGGGUGUUGAGAGCCUGCAUAAAAGGUCUGCUGGGGCUGAUGCGGUUGGAUUUCGGGCGUUUGUCCCGCGGGAGGUUGCGUAUAUGCAGGCACCUCUCUGGAGGAGGAAAGCUCGUGGGUUUCGGCCGGUUGUUCCUCGUAGGCAGGGACUGCUGCUGUCAACUGGCCGUUGGGCUCCCGGGGCGAGGCUGAGAUUGCGCCUAACUAGGCAAACAUCGUCUGGGGAAAGGCUCUCCCGCAAAUGGUCCAAGGCAGUGCUUCUUGAUCUGCAGUGUACAAGUAGCCUUGUGGCAGGGAAACGUAAAAUACGAGGGGCGCUGCCACAGCCAAGAUUGUACCAAAAAGAAAGCUGCACCCACGACGUGACAGUGAAUGAGACACAGGCCAGGACAGUCGAAAGCUCCUGCCAUUACUCAUCGGAACCUGAUGGAUUAGCUGCUUUAAACACCGUGGCCGAUGACCAGCGAGUUGACUCCGAUGAGACGCAUUUCCAUCCCUUGAAGGCGACGCUUUACCCGUCCGUUGACGAUACUUUGGCGAAGCUCACUCGGAUUGAUCUGCCGGCCCCGGCCACAGAAGAUGUCAUGGCAUCCGGCCAGCAGCUGGAGCAAUCUCGCGUCCCUGGUCGGGGCCGGCAUUUUUUAUAUGGGUUGUUGGCGGCUCUUAUCUACGGCCAAGUCUACGCGCUCCGCGUCUGGUUUGCUGUUGGGAUACCCUCAGAAAAAGCUCGCAAGGCUCAGUUUACCUCCAGAGCUGAAGGUGUACGGGCCGUCUGUACGCUUUAUGGUUUCCCUGGUCUAAUAGUAAACUAG
Messenger RNA from Aspergillus niger, 981 nucleotides. RefSeq lists its product as hypothetical. The coding region runs from base 1 to 981 and encodes 326 amino acids. The transcript is spliced from 8 exons. Lineage: Eukaryota; Fungi; Ascomycota; Eurotiomycetes; Eurotiales; Aspergillaceae. The record is from RefSeq and is a predicted model, not a curated record.